AGGAUUAGAAUAUCGGCGCCGAUGGGCUGGAAUUGCCGCCACCACCAACCGCCCCCGCCCACCCGCGCGCGCAACGCGCGACGCCAUGCUCUCCCUCGCCCGCCGCCCGCUCUCCGCCGCCGUCCCUGCCGGAAACCUCCUCGGCAUCCACCUCUUCCAGUGCCCCGACGCGGUAGGCAUCGUGGCCAAGCUGUCCGACUGCAUCGCCUCCCGCGGCGGCAACAUACACAGCGUCGACGUCUUCGUCCCUGACGACAAGCCCGUCUUCUACUCCCGCAGCGAGUUCACCUACAACCCAAGGCUCUGGCCACGCGACGCUCUUCACGCCGACUUCCUCCACCUCUCAAACUGCUUCGAUGCACAGCGAUCUACUGUGCGGGUGCCUGACAUCGACCCCAAAUACAAGAUUGCCGUCCUCGCUUCGAAGCAGGAUCAUUGUUUGUUUGACUUGCUGCAUAGAUGGCAAGAGGGCAGGCUCCCAGUUGACAUUAACUGCGUCAUAAGCAACCACGAUCGACCUACGGAUAACCACGUAAGGCGUUUUCUUCAGAGACACGAAAUUCCCUAUCACUACUUACCAACAACUUCUGGGAAUAAACGGGAGCAAGAGAUAUUAGAAUUGAUUGAGGGUACAGAUUUUGCUGUGCUCGCAAGAUAUAUGCAGGUAAUGUCUGAAAGCUUUAUCAAGGCAUAUGGUAAAGAUAUUAUUAAUAUUCACCAUGGACUUCUUCCUUCCUUCAAAGGAGGGAGUCCUUCUAGACAGGCCUUCAAUGCUGGGGUGAAGUUGAUUGGUGCAACUAGCCAUUUUGUCACUCCAGAACUUGAUGCUGGGCCAAUCAUUGAGCAAAUGGUUGAACGCGUUUCGCACAGAGACACAUUGCAGAGCUUUGUUGUGAAGUCCGAGAACCUUGAGAAACAGUGCCUAGCAGAAGCUAUCAAGUCAUACUGCGAGCUCCGCGUGCUACCAUAUGAACUGAUGAAGACUGUUGUAUUUUGAUUUUUUUUGUAUGUAUUAUGAUGUGGCAAUACAUGAUUCAUUUAUUAAUAUAUCCACAUUAGCAAUUAGGUGUCUGAUAAGCUAUGAGAAUAAUCAAGAAAUAUUGCAUACUA
Molecule: messenger RNA, 1110 nt
Organism: Lolium perenne
Lineage: Eukaryota; Viridiplantae; Streptophyta; Magnoliopsida; Poales; Poaceae
Product: formyltetrahydrofolate deformylase 2, mitochondrial
Biological process (GO): 'de novo' IMP biosynthetic process
Molecular function (GO): formyltetrahydrofolate deformylase activity
Source: RefSeq, a predicted model, not a curated record